Molecule: messenger RNA, 3277 nt
Organism: Neogale vison (American mink)
Lineage: Eukaryota; Metazoa; Chordata; Mammalia; Carnivora; Mustelidae
Gene: ICAM5
Product: intercellular adhesion molecule 5
Exons: 11
Coding region: 342-3110 (922 amino acids)
Biological process (GO): cell-cell adhesion
Cellular component (GO): membrane
Molecular function (GO): integrin binding
Source: RefSeq, a predicted model, not a curated record
AACCCAGCAACCCCGGACCUCGGCUUCGCCGCCGAGGAUGACGCGGGAGCGCGCGGCCGCCCCCAGAAGGCUCCGGGCGAUGGGGCGGGCCUCCACGUAGACCCCGGGGGUCGCUUGCUCCUGCCAGCACGCCUUCGCUGAGGCCGCGAGCCUGGAGCACGCUCGCCCUCCCGCCCCCCAGCCGCCUCUGCCGCCGCCCCCUCCUUGGAAACCAAGUUACCAACGUUAAACCAAUCCCGGAACGCAACUCUGCCUCCUCCACAACCCACCCGCCGCGCCGUCCUCUCGCCCAGCUCAGCGCUCGCGCUCUCCUCGCCUCCUGCGCUUCCCCCGCGGCGGCGAUGCCGGGGCCCUCGCCGGGGCUGUGCCGGGCGUUGCUCGGCCUCUGGGCUGCCCUGGGCCCGGGGCUCUUCGGCCUCUCAGCGGUCGCGCAGGAGCCCUUUUGGGCGGACCUGCAGCCCCGCGUGGCGCUCGUGGAGCGCGGGGGAUCUUUGUGGCUGAAUUGCAGCACCAACUGCCCACGACCUGAGCGCGGUGGCCUGGAGACCUCGCUGCGCCGGAAUGGGACCCAGAGGGGCUUGCGCUGGCUGGCGCGGCAGCUGGUGGACAUCCGCGAGCCGGAGACCCAGCCCGUCUGCUUCUUCCGCUGCGCCCGGCGCACGCUGCAGGCGCGUGGGCUCAUUCGCACUUUCCAGCGACCGGAUCGCGUAGAGCUGGUACCGCUGCCUGCCUGGCAGCCUGUGGGCGAGAACUUCACCCUGAGCUGUAGGGUCCCAGGAGCUGGGCCUCGUGGGAGCCUCACACUGACCUUGUUGCGGGGCGCGCAGGAGCUCAUCCGACGCAGCUUCGCCGGGGAGCCACCCCGAGCGCGGGGUGCGGUGCUCACGGCUACAGUACUGGCGCGAAGGGAGGACCAUGGGGCCAAUUUCUCCUGCCGCGCGGAGCUGGACCUGCGGCCGCAUGGCUUGGGGCUGUUUUCAAACAGCUCCGCCCCCAGAGAACUCCGAACUUUCGCCCUGUCUCCGGACCCCCCGCGCCUCGUUGUUCCCCGGCUCCUGGAAGUGGGCUCAGAAAGACCCGUGCGCUGCACCUUGGACGAGCUGUUUCCAGCCUCGGAGGCUGAGGUCUACCUGGCGCUGGGAGAUCACAGGCUGAGUCCCGAUAUCACCCUGGAGGGGGACGCGCUCGUGGUCACUGCCACAGCCACAGCUAAUGCAGAGCAGGAGGGCACCAGGCAGUUGGUCUGCAACGUGACCCUGGGGGGCGAGAGCCGCGAGACCCGGGAGAACGUGACCGUCUACAGCUUCCCCGCGCCGGUCCUGACCCUGAGCGAGCCCAGCACCCCCGAGGGGAAGGUGGUGACAGUAACUUGCGCAGCUGGACCUGGAGCCCUGGUCACACUGGACGGAAUUCCAGCCGUGGUCCCGGGGCAGCCCGCCCAGCUUCAGCUAAAUGCUACCGAGGACGACGACAAGCGCAGCUUCUUCUGCGACGCCAGCCUCGAGGUGGUCGGGCAGACCCUAAGCAAGAACGAGAGCGCCGAACUCCGCGUCCUAUACGCCCCUCGGCUGGAUGAUUCGGACUGUCCCAGGAGCUGGACGUGGCCGGAGGGCCCGGAGCAGACGCUGCGCUGCGAAGCCCGCGGAAACCCCGCGCCCUCCGUGCACUGCGAGCGGCCAGACAGCGGAGCGGUGCUGGCGCUGGGCCUGCAAGGUCCGGUCACUCGCGCUCUCGCCGGCACUUACCGCUGCACUGCGGUCAACCACCAGGGCGAAGCAGUCAAGGAAGUGACGGUGACGGUGGAGUACGCCCCAUCGCUGGACAGCAUGGGCUGCCCGGAACACAUUACAUGGCUGGAAGGAACAGAGGUCUCCCUGAGCUGUGUGGCGCACGGGGUCCCGCCACCCAACGUGAGCUGUGUGCACUCUGGGGAGGCCAGGGUUGUCGACGGCCUGCUGCGUGUGGUACGGCAGCACGCAGGAACCUACCGCUGCGAAGCCACUAAUGCUCAAGGCUCUGUGGCCAAAACUGUGGCCGUCACAGUGGAAUAUGGCCCCAGUUUCAAGGAGCAGAGCUGCCCGAGCAAUUGGACGUGGGUGGAAGGAUCUGGGCAGCUAUUUUCUUGUGAGGUGGAUGGAAAGCCAGAGCCAAGAGUGGAGUGCGUGGGCUCAGAGGGUGCCAGUGAGGGGUUGCUGCUGCCGCUGGCCUCCCCAGACUCUCCUCCCGGAGUCCCCAGCAUCGCGAGUGGAUUGGCACCUGGUAUCUACAUUUGCAACGCCACCAACCGGCAUGGCUCCAUGGUCAAGACUGUCGCCGUGAGCACGGAGUCGCCGCCGCAAAUGGAUGAGUCCACCUGCCCAAGUCACCAGACGUGGCUGGAAGGGGCCGAGGCAGCAGGGCUGGCCUGCGCUGCCCGGGGUCGCCCGUCCCCACAAGUGCGCUGCUCCCGGGAGGGCGUGCCCCGGCCUCAGAGGCUGCGCGUGUCCCGAGAGGAUGCGGGUACCUACCAUUGCUUGGCUACCAACAUGCAUGGCACGGACACCCGGACGGUCACCGUGGGCGUGGAAUACCGGCCGGUGGUGGCCGAGUUGGCAGCCUCGCCUCCCGGAGGGGUGCGGCCGGGCGGGAACUUCACGUUGACCUGCCGUGCAGAGGCCUGGCCCCCAGCCCAGAUCAGCUGGCGCGCGCCCCCCGGGGCGCUCAACAUCGGCCUGUCGAGCAACAACAGCACGCUGAGCGUGGCGGGCGCCAUGGGCAGCCACGGCGGCGAGUACGAGUGCGCAGCCACCAACGCGCAUGGGCGCCACGCGCGACGCAUCACAGUGCGCGUGGCCGGUCCGUGGCUGUGGGUCGCCGUGGGCGGCGCGGCGGGGGGCGCGGCCCUGCUGGCCGCCGGGGCCGGCCUGGCCUUCUACGUUCAGUCCACCGCUUGUAAGAAGGGCGAGUAUAACGUGCAGGAGGCCGAAAGCUCCGGUGAGGCCGUGUGUCUCAACGGCGCAGGCGGCGGCACUGGCGGGGGCACGGGCGCUGAAGGUGGAACCGAGGCUGCGGACACCGCAGAGGCGCAGGCCGGGGGCGAGGUCUUCGCCAUCCAGCUGACGUCGGCGUGAGCCGGUUCCCCUCUCCCCGCAGGCCGGGGGACGCCCCCCAGAGGCACACGGGGGCUUAUUUAUUGUUCUAUUUAUUUAUGUAUUUAUUUAUUCAUUCAUUUAUUUAUUCAGUUCCAGGGGCAUCACGCCCAUUUUCUACCCCCCCCCAAUAAAGUUUUUAUAAAGGA